This is a messenger RNA of Orbicella faveolata, 2559 nucleotides long. RefSeq names its product aurora kinase C-like. The record is from RefSeq and is a predicted model, not a curated record. Lineage: Eukaryota; Metazoa; Cnidaria; Anthozoa; Scleractinia; Merulinidae. Gene Ontology annotation, biological process: protein phosphorylation. Gene Ontology annotation, molecular function: protein kinase activity; ATP binding.
CCGUAUCGAGAUCCUGUCCUGUAAACAUCGAAGAGUAAAGAUCGAAGAACGCUCCGUUAUUAUCGCUUCUCGCGUUAUUUUCGACCGUUUCCGACAAUUCCGUAGAACCGGUUACAACAGUCCAUGUUUGUGUUGAAGAAACAGAGUGUUGUAAAGCCACUUGAUGCAAUUGGCAGGAAAGAAGAGGAGCUUGUACUCAUUGUGAGAUUCACGCGGACACCACUGGGAACGAAGGUGUAACUCCUAAUAUGGUAAAGACUUUGAAUUUCUACCAAUCAAAUGCUCGCAUAAAGGUAACGAACGAAAUUCGAAGUUUCUGAUCUGGCGUUUUAAUUUUCGAAGCACGCCAUGUUUUUGUAGAAGGCUGCAAUUCUCAGCGAAUUACAGGUGACUUCAGUUUUCUUGGCAGAGAAGAACUUUGGAUAACUCGAACAGAUGGAUAUUCCUAAAGCAAUCGGAGUCAACAGUAAUGCGAAUCCACAAAGAGUUGCCCUGAAAGAAACUCAAGCCUUGAAAGGAAGACUUCAAGAAUGUAUGCAACUAUCAUCGGGGACCAACAACUUUGCUAAUCGUCAACAUGCCCAGGGACACAAUAUUAUGACUAACGGUCCACACAAACCUGCUUCUGCGACUCAGUUAUGUGUCAAGAAGGACUUGCAAGGGCACAAACCAAAUGGAAAGCAAGAACACAGUUGUUCUACACAGAGACAAAAUCUUAUGUCCUUAGCUCAAGCUCAGCGAACAGAUAACCAUGCAACUGCGGAACCACAGGACGAGAAUAAAGAAAAUCAAGAGAAGGGAAAAUCAAAGAACUCGAAGAACGCAAGGGCUUGUUGGUCACUAGACGACUUUGAUAUUGGCAAACCCCUUGGAAAAGGGAAAUUUGGAAAUGUUUAUCUUGCAAGAGAGAAGAAGAGCAAAUACAUUGUGGCACUCAAGGUUUUGUUCAAAUCCCAGCUGGAGAAAAAUCAUGUGGAACAUCAGCUAAGAAGAGAAAUUGAAAUUCAGUCUCAUCUCAGGCAUCCCCAUAUUCUGCGGCUUUUUGGAUAUUUCUAUGAUAGCACAAGAGUAUAUCUUAUUUUGGAGUAUGCUCCAAAAGGUGAACUGUAUAAAGAGUUGAACAAAGCUGAGAGAUUUGACGAGAAAACCUCAUCAAAUUAUAUCCGUCAACUGGCCCAGGCCUUGAAGUACUGCCAUUCAAAAAAAGUGAUUCACAGAGACAUUAAACCAGAAAACUUGCUUCUUGGGCUUAAGGGUGAUUUAAAGAUUGCAGAUUUUGGAUGGUCAGUUCAUGCACCUUCUUCAAGACGAACAACACUCUGUGGAACAUUAGACUACCUCCCUCCUGAGAUGAUUGAAGGAAAGGCACAUGAUGAAAAGGUUGACCUAUGGAGUCUGGGGGUGUUGUGUUACGAAUUUCUAGUUGGAAAGCCACCUUUUGAAGCUGAUGGCCACCGUGAAACAUACCGCAAAAUUUCAAGGGUUGACCUUCAUUUCCCAAGUUACGUGUCGGAUGGGGCAAGAGACCUUAUUGCAAAGCUUCUUAUGCAUGAUCCCAGUAAGAGACUUCCCCUCAAUGGCGUGCUGGCACACCCUUGGAUUAGGAAUAAUGCCCACCCUCUGGACACACUGCAGCAGCUACCAACAGACAGUGCAUUGACAUGUACAGGGACCAAGCACUAGAUAGUUAAUAGAUUGUAAAUUGUUGCAAAUAGCUGAGCACAACCAAAUUACAAGAAGACAAUUCAUGUGUAGAUACAAGCAUGAAAUGCUUGAUAGCCCCACCACUACUGAAUAAGGGUGCACCUUAUGUCAAAUGAAUCCAAAUUAAUUAAAAGUGUACUGCAUGUGUGUACUUGAAAAUAUCUGCAGUCGAUCGAGAAAAAAAAGCAAAGACGUUGCUAGAAGGUUUUUUGUGCAUGUUGAAAGACAAUGUGCCUUGGUAAAAUGUAAAAUCAUGCCAUUAUUAGAACAAGUUUAAAACCAGUGAUAAUUCCAGUUCCAUCACCAUCACAGGUACAUAUAGUCUUUGCAAAGUAAGGUAAAGUAAAGGAAAGUAAAUUAAGUUUAUGUUAAGAGAAAGUAAAAAGAUUUAUCAGAAAUUUUCCUCGGUUCGAUAGGCUUGUUUGUUUGAUACUGUACAUUGUAAAUACAUUUGUGUGCUUCUUUUCCAAUUUAACUGCAGUUAUUGUAGUUACUACACAUUAUGAAUUAAAAUCAUAGCAGCUUUUUGGUAUUUGGAGGUAUAGUAAGAUUAUAGUAAGGAUGAAAGGAAACCAGAGUCUAAAAUAAUGUUGGGAUAUCUCUUAAUAAGAAAAGUUUACUUACAAUAAUCUGUAAGUCAGUCAGCUUUGAGGUCAUCUAUCAGUAGUCAGUAGAGCUUUAUAGGAUUGGCCGAAAACUAGCUGAAAAGUUUACUUUUAUUAGCGAGCACAACUUACAAUAAUUUUUUUGGUGUUCUUUCAAUUUAAAAAACAUGUUUGAAUUUGCUGUUAAAAACCAUCACUGCCAUAAAUAUUUUGUGACAGUAAUAAAAGAUGAUCUAAUGUACAGAUCAAA